Molecule: messenger RNA, 1389 nt
Organism: Bathycoccus prasinos
Lineage: Eukaryota; Viridiplantae; Chlorophyta; Mamiellophyceae; Mamiellales; Bathycoccaceae
Exons: 1
Coding region: 1-1389 (462 amino acids)
Source: RefSeq, a predicted model, not a curated record
AUGGUGCGCAGUUUUAGACAAAAAGAGAGAAUCUCACUCUUUACUUCUUUCUUGCCCCCGAGGCGCGUUUUGUACGUCGAAAGUAAAACUCUGCUUUGUGGUUCCCCGCGGGGGGAAACAAAUUGGAGACCAGAAAACAACGAACGCUUUCUCUCUCUCUCGCAUUCUCUGUCGUCCCCUCUCGCAAACGCACUCGCUGACCCUGAAACGUUUCUCUCUCUCGUCCCUCUUUCUUGCUUUCGCUGCUCUCCUCCUCGAAACGUGAACAACAACAAACAGGUCGUCUCGGAGAAAGAGCAAAAGUCCUCCACCACGAAUGGUUUGUUUUCCAAGCUGUUUUCCUCCAAUAAGAACAACAACAACAUCAACGCGUCGAGUAUGAAAGGCGAAGAGUCUCACGAGCGGCCUUUACCUCCUUCUCGUGGAGAACGCUUUCAACAGCAGGAGCAGGAGGAGCAACAAGAACACCAACAACCGUCGACGUCGUCGUCGGCGUGGAAACAACUUCACUCGGCGCAGUCUAAAUUGAACGCGGCGAACGCUAUGAAGAGAGGAGCCGGAGGGAAAGCGGCGACGACUUUGAGCAGCGGUGUCGGGACGACGACGACGAAAAUGUCCGCGGGGACGAAGAAGGCGAUGAAGUCCUCCAGGGAGGCAAAGUUUCGGAAUUAUUUGAACUUGGACGGAACUUUAGAUAAGUUGACGAGAGCGUUGGACGAUUUGUUGCGAAGUAACGUGAAACCAGAGUCGCCGGCGGAUUGGUUAGUCGCUCGAUUAUCGGACGACUACGCGAACAAACUGAAAGAAGCGCAAGAAGAUUUGGAAGAGCAAGUGAAGGAGAACGAAAAGUUAAAAGAACGGUUGGAUAAAUCGAGAAGUUUCGUGCAUCGAUUACAGGAAGACGUGGAAGAUUUGACGAAAAAGUUGGAAGAGGAGAAGGAAAUGGCAGAAGCGGUCGCCGCGAGAGCUAUGCACGAGCCGCAAGAGGUGGAGAUGUUGAAAGAGGAGUUGAGAGAGGUGAUGGAAGACGCGAACGAGAUGGCAGAUUUAAUCCGCGAGUACGAGCAAAGAGAAGAAGAGCGCUUGGCGGUGCGAAGCGUGAAGAAAGAGUUGCAAGAGGAACGAGAGAGGGUGUAUGGAAAUGGAACUUUACCGAGUCCUCGGUCGUCAGACGCGUCGUCGAAGAGAUUGAUGCGGUUCGAAGAGAUUAAAGAAAAGGUUAGAAGACAACACGAAGACGCACAGAGAUACAAACAGAACAGGAGCGGCGGAACAUCGCCGACGGCUUCGGAUAUGAGUUCGCAGUACGUUGAAGAGGACAACGCGCCAAAGUACACGAGGUCCGCGUCGAAGAGGAUUACCGAAAGCGAAGGAAAAAUGUUGUUUUAG